AUGGGGUCCAAACAUCUGUUUGUCCUAAUUCAUGGGCUUUGGGGUAACCAUAAUCAUAUGAAAUCGUUGAUGGAAGUCUAUGGCAAACAGUUUGGUAGUCCUGAAAUGGUUUUCUUUAGCCCCAGUGAAAAUGCGCUCUUCAAGACAUUUGAUGGGAUCGAGAUUAUUGGAUAUAGAACUUUGUUAGAGAUCUAUCAAUUCAUCAAAUGUUUCAAAGAUGGGCCCAUCACUAAGAUUAGCGUUUUAGGUUAUUCUAUGGGGGGACUGGUAGCUAGAUUUGUCCUGGGGAAGAUGUUUGGUGAAUAUCAUGAUUUGUUUGAAGGAAUUGAGCCACAGAUUUUCAUUACAAUGGCUACGCCCCAUCUAGGCGUUCAAUUUUACAAUCCGAAACGUUAUUUUUUUAGAGGAUUAAUGCAGUUUGGUAUGAGGUUAAUUGGUUCGAAUAUUAUCGGCAAAAGUGGAAGAGAAUUAUUUGUGGUUAACAAGCAUAAUGACAUUUUAGUAAGACUGGGUGAAGGUGAGUAUUUGGAUGCUUUAAGUAAAUUUAAAUGGCGUGUGGCCUUUGCCAAUGUGAACAACGAUCGAUCUGUGGCUUUCUAUACUGGGUUCAUCUCAGAUUGUGAUCCCUUUAUCAAUACCGGAAAUCAGUUGAAAUACGCGUUUGAAGAAGAAAUACCGGGGAAGAAUUACACGUAUGGUCCACCAAGGAUUAUCGAUUUAGAUCGGUUGGAUCCAAAUUGUCCGCGUCCAGUGACUCGAACUCGUAGGCUAAGAAAAUUUGGAGAUUUUCUGUUAUUUUUUACACUCUUUGGUUUCGUUUUCUUACCGUUAGCGAUUUGUAUCAACAUCACCGGUACUAUCUACAGUCAUUUGGUUAACUAUCGAUAUCGUAAAAUACUGAAUGAUGCUGCAGCACCUUCUAUGGUUAGACAGCGUUUACAGUUUAACAACUCCGUUAGAGAAUUCACAGAGGACGUUUAUAGAACUAUACUAGGUGAUCCGACGGAAUCAGUAGGGGGUUCUAAUAGUGAUGGCGCACUGGAGAGAUCUGAUCUCUUGGAGGACAGCAUAUCGUGGAAGGAAUUCAUCCAAAAGCAUACCGACAUUUGGAAAAAGAAAGAAAUGUUUGCACCUUUACCCUUUGAUGAGAAUAGAAAAGCCAUGUAUGAAAAUUUGAACAGUCUCGAAUGGAUAAGGAUACCUGUUUACAUAAAGAUGCUCAAUUCUCAUGGUGCUAUGGUGGCACGUAGGGGACUCAAUACCAAAAAAUCAGGUAGUAGUGGUAUUGCCUGUGUUGAGUUUUCCGCACGAUUAUUACAGUAUCUAUUGGCACACUCUGACUAG
This is a messenger RNA of Zygosaccharomyces rouxii, 1344 nucleotides long. RefSeq names its product putative hydrolase (gene LPL1). The coding region runs from base 1 to 1344 and encodes 447 amino acids. Gene Ontology annotation, molecular function: monoacylglycerol lipase activity. The transcript has a single exon. The record is from RefSeq and is a predicted model, not a curated record. Lineage: Eukaryota; Fungi; Ascomycota; Saccharomycetes; Saccharomycetales; Saccharomycetaceae.